Raphanus sativus (radish) is the source of this 701-nucleotide messenger RNA. RefSeq names its product zinc finger protein ZAT8. Gene Ontology annotation, biological process: response to stress; response to chitin. The coding region runs from base 63 to 578 and encodes 171 amino acids. The record is from RefSeq and is a predicted model, not a curated record. The transcript has a single exon. Lineage: Eukaryota; Viridiplantae; Streptophyta; Magnoliopsida; Brassicales; Brassicaceae.
CUAAAACUCCCAAAAGUAGUGAACACACCAAAACCCUAGAAGUUUAAAGAUAAUUGUCAGCCAUGGUUGCAAGAAGUGAGAGUCUUGACCGGAAGGUGGAAGACACGCCAGCGAAUUGUCUGAUGCUGCUGUCGAGAGUCGGGGAAUGCGACGGAGGAGACGCCGCAGAGACUCGCGUUUUCAGAUGCAAGACUUGUAUGAAAGAGUUCUCGUCGUUCCAAGCUCUGAGAGGUCAUCGCGUAAGCCACAAGAAGCCGGUUAACAGCAGCGGCGGCGAGGAACAGACGGGAAUCGUCGCCAAGAAGAAGACAGAGAAGACGGGGUGGCAUCAUCGCUGUUCGAUAUGUGGCCUGGAGUUUCCGAUGGGACAGGCUCUCGGGGGUCACAUGAGGAAGCACUGGAACAAGGAAGACUCUGGCGGCGCGUUGGUUACACGCUCUCUUUUCCCGGAGGCGGCGAUGACUAGGACUCUGAAGGAAACGAGUGAAGGGAAGGAGGGAGUUGCGUAUUUGGAAUCGGGAUCAGAUUGGGUAGAUGGUAUCAAUUUGAAGUUAGAGUUGGGAAGAACCAUGUACUGAUUCUUUUUUAUUCAUCUUUUCGCAUUGAUUUUUGCAUAGAGUUUUCUAUAUGGGGGUUAUACCCUUUCAGCUGAUGAACGUGAAUGUAUGUUGAUUUUAUUAUCCAAGAUUGUUUUUUUCCUG